This is a messenger RNA of Orbicella faveolata, 1794 nucleotides long. Its product is annotated as nudC domain-containing protein 2-like. The record is from RefSeq and is a predicted model, not a curated record. Lineage: Eukaryota; Metazoa; Cnidaria; Anthozoa; Scleractinia; Merulinidae. Gene Ontology annotation, cellular component: cytoplasm. Gene Ontology annotation, biological process: protein folding.
GGGCAGCGGUAAGUGCAGUUGGAAGGAAGUUACGUCAUGUAAGUACCAUCAGAGGACCCAUCAGAGGGCAUUCUCCAAAAUGGCGGAUCAUUUUGAUGAGAAGAGCGGAGUUGUUCCAUCAGAAACCUCCUGGGGAAAUUGGGCGCAAACGAUUGAUGAAGUUUUCAUCGAGGUCAAUGUACCCAAAGGAACUAAGGGAAGGGAAAUUUCUUGUGAUAUCAAGCCAAAGAGUAUAAAAUUUUGCUUAAAAGGACAGGAGUUUUUCAAGGGAGAACUCUUUGGAACUGUUUUAGCCGAUGAAAGUACUUGGGUUUUAGAGGACAAUGAGCUUGUUCGAAUUAUUUUGGUGAAAUCUGGCAGAGAUGCAGCUAACUGCUGGCAUUCACUGUUAACAAGUGAAUAUUCUGCUGACCCAUGGACAUUUAAUGAAAUGGAAAAGAAGUUAACCUUAGAAAGGUUCCAAAAAGAGAAUCCUGGCUUUGACUUCAGCAAAGCUGAUAUAUCUGGAAACUAUUCUGGAGGAGGUCCACAAUUUCCAAGCUGACAAAACAUCCUAGCUUUACAAAUAGUUGAACAAGUAAAAACACAGAAAGCCUGAAAAUAAACUAUAGCUAACCAAAUGCUGUCAAGGGUUACUAGUCACCUCACCACCAGGAUGUCUCGCCACCAAGCGAAGUCUCCUCGCCACCAAAGUACUAAUGAUCUAAUAACAUUAAACUGAAAUUCGUUUUACUUUGUUUAGUUGUACAACUCACACAGCCCAUGUAAGGUUGAAGUUGUUCAAUCGUUUAGCCAAAGCCUUUUAUGAAACACUUAUGAAAGCUUAAAUGCAAACACAACAGCAAAGCAACUGAGCAAUAACAGCACAGUCAGUUCUCAAAGAUAUAUACAUGUAGUUGAAUUCUAGAAAGCUAUGGUUUCUUGCUAGACAACGGAGCACAUUUCAUGUCACCGACAGCAUGUUGACAUCGAAAUUUGGAAACAGACAAGCUAACAAACUUAUAAGUUGAUUGACAUUGUACUCGCUCUAACACCUAAUGUACCUCGACUACUUUACUCUAGUUUAAUUUUCUCUUGGUGUUUGGUGGCGAGGAGACUUGUCUUGGUGGCAAGUUCGUUGGUGGCGAACUUCCCAGGUGGCUAGGUGACCGGAUACCCUGCCAAGAUGUUUUAUAAUUGCUUAUUAGAACUUAUAUAUGUUAUACUAUUCUGCAAAUGUUUGCUAGCAUCCUUUGAAAUAUUAAGCUUGCCUUAGUUUAUUCACAAUAUAGACAAUAUAAUUACUCUUGGGUUUUGCAUUUUGGUUAAAGAUCCAUCAUCAAAAGUCACAGAACUGAAGAGAAGGAACUACAGUUAACAUACAGCUCAAUUUUCUGCAUUCUUCUUUAAACAUUUCACCAGUUUCAUUUGGGUAAUUCCUGGCUGGAAGUCACAUGCUGUUCACUAUAUAUGCUUGAUAUUAAAUCAGAAAGUCAAUGGUACCGUUGAAGUCAUUAGACAAAGUCAUCUCAACUCAUUUUAGUUAGCCAAAGCAUGAGCAAAAUUAAGAAGUAUUUUAAAACAAUGCUAUGGUAACACAAUAAAAUUACUUGUGAUCAGUUACCAGUACUUUGACGCAUAGCUGGAGAGAACCUAAUCAGGUUGUUGGAAAAAAAAUGGAAGGGAUUAAAAAUACCUGGCAAUUAGCUAAGAGCUAACUGCAACUCUUCAUAAAAAGACCAAGACAAUUUGAAACAACAAUGUUUCCAUCAAUUCCAAACCUGCUCAUUUUCCCCUCCCCCCACCCACUCCUUC